Messenger RNA from Corapipo altera (White-ruffed manakin), 1158 nucleotides. It is a transcript of the gene CENPQ, whose product is annotated as centromere protein Q. The record is from RefSeq and is a predicted model, not a curated record. Bases 116 to 967 code for a protein of 283 amino acids. The transcript is spliced from 9 exons. Lineage: Eukaryota; Metazoa; Chordata; Aves; Passeriformes; Pipridae.
GGAACGUCAGUGCGCCUGCGCGCGGGGAGCGCGGUUUAUUUUGUAACGUCCCGGCGAGCUGAGGUAGGGGCGCUGAGGAGGAGGAGGAAGAGGAGGCGGCAGCGCCGGGCCGAUAAUGAAACCCCGCCACACACCUUCCACUAAAAUGGGGGAGACCCCUGGUGGGAGAUCAGCAAAAAACCCUUUUAAGUCUCAACACAAACUGAAACCUUCCAGCAAAAAAAAAGGAACAGAUGGAGAAGGAAGAAAACAAGGUCAAAAAAGACAGCAGGUCACUGAGACAGUGAAAAGGACAGUUAAGAAGCAGAGAGACUGUUCCCCUAGAGGAGAAAAUGUUUCUUCAAAAAAAGUGAAGCUUUCCAGUGCCACAAUAGGAUCUUGGCAGACUCUCUCAGAGAGCAGUAGACAAUUUCUGGAAAGUGCAGUGGAUUCAGCAGUACUAUCUGUGUUGUGCCAACAGAGGAAGGAGAAAGAUGAUGUUCAGAAGCACCUCAAUGUACUGAAAAAAAGGGUGCUGAAAGUUUUCAAGACUGUAAAGGUGCCUCCAGGGAAACUGGACAGCCUGAAGAAUAUCCCAAGCCUUCAAAUGGCAGAGAGACAAAUGCUUGAGGCAAAUGAGGAAUCUUUGGCACAGCUGCAGGAAGAAAUAACUGAAGCUGAGCGAUCAGCAGACCGCAUUGAGGAAACUGUGCAGCAACUGAAGUACAAAAUCCAGCUGCUGAAGAACCAGUUAGAGGAAGAUGAAAAAGAGGCCAGGAAGAUAUUCCAGGAAAAUGGCAGUGGUGCACUCCACCUUCCAGAACUCCCCAAGCACAGUGUGCAGGCACCUACUUUGCAGGAAGAAAUUUUGAAGACAAAGAAUCAGAAAGGUCUGUUAAAGGAUUUGAACACUAUUCAACAGUCAACUGACUUGAAGAACUUGUUAACCCUCAUUGAAAAGACCUAUGAGAAGGUGGACUUGCUUUGAGAAGAUGAAAUGUGUGGAGUCUCCUUUGGAGGAGAUAAUGUCGACCAGCACUCUGUGUUAAUGUAGAGCAGCAGGAUGCUCAGCAUGGAAACUGUUUUCUUUCUAAUGGCUUUGCUGUUGUGACUGCUGAAUUUCCCUUAAAACAUUUUCUAUGAAUAUUGGUAUAUAAAUCUGUAGAUACAUUCUGGGAC